AGGGGGGCGCGGUGCCGCCCCGCGCCUCGCGGCGGCAAGAUGGCGGCCUGAGGGGAGGACUACAGUUCCCGAGAGACCCCGCGCGCCGCGGCGGCGGGAGGGGCGGGGCGCGGCCGCGCGCGGCCGCCCCGCGCGUUCCCGCGCGUGCGCGCGCGCCCCCCACAGAGGGCGCGCGGGGAGCCCGCGUCACGUGACCCCGUCUCCGCCACCGCGGACGGACCGACGGACCGACGGGCGCCGGCCGAGCAGGCGGCGAUGGCAGCGCCCCGUUAGGGGCCGCGGGGACCAUGGCCACUGACUCCGGGGAGCCUGGUGGUGGCGGCGGCACGGAGCAGCCCCGAGCAGCCUCCCCGGAGGCUCCUGCCGCCGCCGCUCCAGAGAGGAAGCGUUUCUUCCGCAAGAGCGUGGAACUGGUGGAGGAGGAGCAGCAGCGCGCGGCGGUGGUGGAGCGGGGCCCAGAGGCGCGGGGCGACGGCGGCGGCGGCCGGGAGAAGGCCAAGCAGGACAUCGAGGAGGAGGCGGAGAUGAAGGCAGUAGCCACCUCGCCAGGCGGCCGCUUCCUCAAGUUCGACAUCGAGCUGGGCCGUGGCGCUUUCAAGACCGUCUUCAAGGGCUUCGACACCGACACCUGGGUGGAGGUGGCCUGGUGUGAGCUCCAGGACCGGAAACUGACCAAGGCUGAGCAGCAGCGCUUCAAGGAGGAGGCCGAGAUGCUCAAGGGGCUGCAGCACCCCAACAUCGUCCGCUUCUACGACUCCUGGGAGUCCACGCUCAAGGGCAAAAAGUGCAUCGUCCUUGUCACCGAGCUCAUGACGUCCGGCACCCUCAAGACGUACCUGAAGCGCUUCAAGGUGAUGAAGCCCAAGGUGCUGCGGAGCUGGUGCCGGCAGAUCCUCAAGGGACUGCACUUCCUGCACACCCGCACGCCACCCAUCAUCCACCGCGACCUCAAGUGCGACAACAUUUUCAUCACCGGCCCCACCGGCUCCGUCAAGAUCGGCGACCUGGGCCUGGCCACCCUUAUGCGCACCUCCUUUGCCAAGAGCGUCAUCGGUACCCCCGAGUUCAUGGCGCCAGAGAUGUACGAGGAGCGCUACGAUGAGUCGGUGGACGUCUACGCCUUCGGCAUGUGCAUGCUGGAGAUGGGCACCUCCGAGUACCCAUACUCCGAGUGCCAGAACGCUGCCCAGAUCUACCGCAAAGUGACCAGUGGCAUCAAGCCAGCCAGCUUCAACAAGGUGACGGACCCAGAGGUGAAGGAGAUCAUCGAGGGCUGCAUCCGGCAGAACAAGGCAGAGAGGCUCUCCAUCCGCGACCUGCUGAACCACGCGUUCUUCGCCGAGGACACGGGCCUGCGCGUGGAGCUGGCGGAGGACGACGGGGGCCGUGACUCCUCGCUGGCGUUGCGCCUGUGGGUGGAGGACCCCAAGAAGCUGAAGGGGAAGCACAAGGACAAUGAGGCCAUUGAGUUCAGCUUCAACCUGGACGCCGACGUCCCCGAGGAGGUGGCCUAUGAGAUGGUGAAAUCCGGCUUCUUCCACGAGAGCGACUCGAAGGCGGUGGCCAAAUCCAUCCGAGACCGGCUGGCGCUGGUGAGGAAGACGCGGGAGCGGAGGCAGGCCGACGAGCGGCGGGACCCGCCGGGCCGGGGGGUGCCCGGCGGCCCUGAGAGCGAGGACACUGAGGUGGACCAGCACGUGCGGCAGCAGCUGCUGCAGCAGGGCCUAGGCCACGCCGCCGCCGACGGCCUCUCCGAGAACAGCACCGUCCCCGACACCUCUGCUCUCGCCACUGCGGAGCCACCGGGUCCAGCUGAGUGCCUCUACCUGCCACCGCUUGCCGGGUGCUACCAGGGGCUGCCGAACCUGGGCUGCCCCCCGCCAGUGGCUCUGCCGCCCACCUGCGUCUCGCCCCGGCAGCACCCGCCGCUGGGGCACCUCGAGCCCCAGGCUGCCUUUGGGGCAGAGGGGCCGGCGCCGGAGCCCGCGCCAGCGCCGCAGCCCGCGCCAGCAGCUGCCGCUGCGUCCCCUCCACGCGGCCCACCGGAGCCCUCGGCCACCGACGAGCCGGGGCCCAACGCCGCCCUGCCGCGGCAGAGCUCCCGGUCGGGGCCGCCGAUGGCCGUGGCACAGCUGCCGCCAGCUGCGAGCGGGCCGGGCCCUGCAGUGCAGCCUCAGGCGGCCGCCACGAUGCAGCCAAGCGCCGUGGUGCAGCCCAUGGACUCAGCGCAGCCGCAGGCGGUGCCCGCGAUGCAGCCGAUCGCUGCGAUGCAGCCAGCGGCCGCAAUGCAGCCCCAGACGGUUCCUGGGAUGCAGCAAGUCGCAGCAAUGCAGCCACAGACAGUUGCUGCAAUGCAGCCACCUCCCCCAGCACAGCCAGCGGUUCCGAUGCAGCCACAGACUAUCCCCACGAUGCAGCAAGUCACCGCGAUGCAGCCGCAGCCACUGCCUGUGAUGACACAGGUAGCCGUGAUGCAGCCGCAGCCACUCCCUGUGAUGCAGCCGUCAGCCGUGAUGCAGCCACAGGCAUUUUCUGGGAUGCAGCAAGUCACUGCGAUGCAGCCGCAGACACUCCCUGGGAUGCAGCCGGUUCCCCCAAUGCAGCCGCAGACGGUCGCUGGGAUGCAGCCGUCAGCUGUGAUGCAGCCGCAGACAAUCCCUGAGAUGCAACAAGUUGCUGCAAUGCAGCCGGCGGCCACACUGCAGCCCCAGACAGUUCCUGUGAUGCAGCCGGUUCCCCCAAUGCAGCCAAUCCCCACGAUGCAGACGGUUCCCGCGAUGCAGCCCCAGACGGUUCCCGCGAUGCAGCCGAUUCCCGCGAUGCAGCCGCAAACGCUCCCUGCGAUGCAGCCCGCUCCUCCAGUGCAGCCGAUCCCCACCAUGCAGCCGCAGGCGGUUCCUGGGCUGCAGCAAGUCACCGCGAUGCAGCCGCAGACGCUCCCUGAGCUGCAGCUAGUUGCAGCGAUGCAGCCGGCAGCCGCGAUGCCGCCGGCCUCAGGGAUGCAGCCGGUUCCCACCGUGUGCCCACCACCAGCCCUGCCCUUCGCUGCCCUGUCUGAGGGGGCCCUGCCGGAGCAGGAGCCGCCAGGCGACUGCGUCGGCCCUACGCCAGAGCCGCCGGGCUUUGCUGCCUUCCCGGGAUACCCGCCGGAGCCGGUGGCCUUCCUGCAGCCCGGCUACGUGCCCUGGAGCCUCGCCAGCGCCAUGGCCGCCCCGCACCCGGGGCAGGAGGCUGCGCAGGCCUCGCAGCCGGAGCAGCCGGCGGCAGCUGCGGCAAAGCCAGAGGCGGCCUCAGGCCCUGACGGUGCUGCCGCCCCAGGCGGCCACGAGCCUGCCGGCAGCAAGGCCGAGCGCGGCAGGCAGCGCCGGGCCUCCUGCCCCCGGCCGGAUAAAGGCGCCCGCUUCCAGCUGACGGUGCUGCAGGUCUCGGCGCCAGGGGACAACACGGUGGAGUGCCAGCUGGAGACCCACGACAGCAAGAUGGUGACGUUCAAGUUCGAUGCCGAUGGGGACGCCCCUGAGGACAUCGCUGACUACAUGGUCGAAGACAACUUUGUGCUGGAGGGCGAGAGGGAGAAGUUUGUGGAGGAGCUGCAGGCUAUUGUGGCGCAGGCACGGGAGAUCCUCCGUGGUCCCCCCUCCGCAGCCCCCCAGGCAGGGCUGCCUGAGCCGGCACAGAGCGCCCCGGCCAGCGGCGAAGGCGCCCCCCAGUCGUCCCCCGUUGGCCGCUGGCGCUUCUGCAUCAACCAGACCAUCCGGAACCGUGAGGCUGCGGGUCCCCCAGCGCCCAGCCGCGGUCCGGAGGAGCCUGCGCUGAGCCGGCCAUCCCCGGAGCCGCUCAGUGCUAGGGCUGCGGAGACGGAGGCACCCGGGGGGCCGGAGCCAUCUGUGCCCCGAGGCUCACAGCCAGAUGUCCUCCGAGGUCCGGAGACGUUCCUCCCCCGCAGCUUGGAGACGUCUGUGCCCCGAAGCUUGGAGCCAGAUGUCCCCCAAGCCCUGGAGACAUCCAUCCCUCAAGGUCUGGAGAUGUUCAUGCCUCGAGGCUCAGAACCAGACAUUCCCCAAGGUCCAGAGACGUCUGUUCUCCGAGGUCCAGAGACGUCCAUGCCCCAAGGUCUGGAGCCAGAUGUCCCCCAAAGUCUGGAGACGUUCGUGCCCCCAGGCUCGGAGAUGUUCAUCCUCCACAGUCUGGAGACAUCCAUCCCUCACGGUCUGGAAAUGUUCAUCCCCCAAGUUCCGGAGAUGUCCGUACCCCAAGUCCCAGAGCCAUCUGUGCCCCAAGAUCCAGAGCCGGAUGUCCCACAAGCCCCAGAGACGUCCGUGCUGCGAGCGGUGGAGCCAGAGGCCGCCGCAGCCCGGGAGCCGGAGGAGGUGCCGGGGCAGGAGCUGGAGGCGUCAGACAGCGAGGGCCCGCCAAAGCGGGGCUUCGCCGACACCGGCAUCCGGACGUUGGACGAGAAGCUGCGGACGCUGCUGUACCCAGAGCACGGCUGUGGCGAGAGCCAGCGGGACGGCCCCGGCCUCGAGUCGCCUUCCUCCUCCUCCUCCUCAGAGAGCCUCGGCAGCCCCCCUGGGCGCCACGUGAGUCAUGGGAGCUCGGCAGGGCCGGGCCGGGGGACGGCGGGGGGCGGUGGCGGCGGGGCUGGCUUGGGACCCCGCUCUCUGCAGGAGCCGCUGCCACCAGAGAGAGCCGAGGGCUGCGCCGCCGCCGCCGCUGCACCGCCACCGCCGCCACGCCCCGGAGCCGCGUGCCCACAGGCAGCAGGAGGCGAGGCGGAGGAGCUGCGGCCAGGGGCGGCCGGGGGCCGGUUUGGGGAGCCCCCUGGUGCGGACGGGCCCCCCCCGCGGUGUGGCACGGCUGCGGGGUCCUUCCGGCGCGGGCGCUUCCAGGUGGUGGCAGUGCCCGCGCGAAGGGCGGAGGAGCCAGCAGGCACCCAGGCGGCGCUGGGCAGCCCCCCGGGGGGCUCGGGGUCGGACAGCGAGGCCUCGGCGGCCCCCCCGGGUGGGCCGUGGUGCCCUGGCUCUGGCGCCCACUCGCCCUCAUCGCCCAUGAGCAGCGACGGUGACUCCGAGCUUGAGGACGAGGACCUCCAGGCUGAGCUGCAGCAGCUGCGAGAGAAGCACAUCCAGGAGGUGGUGACACUGCGGGCACAGCAGGACCAGGAGCUGCAGGAGCUCUACACCCGCCUGCGGGCCCUGCGGGAUGCCCGGGGGGAGCCUGGUGAGGCUGGGCUGCCCCCCGCCUCCCCCCGCCGGCCCCGGGCCCUCAAGAGCAAGGCCCGGGGGCGCCUGCCGGCCCCGGGCCCCGACACCAGCUCUGCGUCCACAGAGCGCAGCGGUGGCAGCUUUGCGCCGGUUCCCCCCUCCUCCUGCACCAGCGACUCUCAGCGCCCAAGCAGCUCCCGGGACCCGGCCCCGCCAGAGCCCCGCCGGGCAGCACCAGCCACCAAGAAGGGCCUCUUCACAGAUGACUUCCAUCGGCUGGUGGACGAGUGGGCGCGGGAGACGGCAGGCACCCCUGGCCCCAAACCCAGCCUCAACCAGCUCCGGCAGAGCCGGGGCCGCCCGGAGCCCGAUACCAGGGCCAGGACCGCCGAGGGCGCGUCCUCGUGGGUGUCCACCCUGGCGCAGCUGCGCGGUGCCCUGCCACCCGCCCUGGCCUUCACCGGCACGCCGCCGCCGCCCCCUGGGCUGCCCCCCUGCGGCCCCUUCCCGCCCCGGUGGGCCCCGGCACCCCCACCCGGAUCCCUGGGCCCGGUCCUGCAUGGCGCCAGUUGCCCCGUCCCGCCGGGGCCUAAGUGAGUGCAGUGCCGGAUGGCUGCCACCGCCAAUUGCCCCGUGCCGUCGCCCGGCCGGAGCCUUCCCGGUUCAUCCCGGAGCCGCUUCAUUUCACCCCCAAACCUCCCUGGUUCAUGCUGGAACCACCUCAUUUCACCCAGAACCUUCCCAGUUUGUCCUAAACCUGUCUUGUUUCACCCCCAAACCUCCCUGGUUUGACCUAAACCCACUUUGUUUCACCCCAAAACCUGCCUGUUUUAUCGUAAACCCACCUCAUUUCACCCCCAAACUGCCUCGGUUGACCUCCGAGCUGCCUGAACUGAGCCAAAACCACCCCAUUUCACCCUAAAACCUCCCCGUUUCGUUCUAAAUUCACCUUGUUUCACCCCCAGCCCUCCCCGGUUCAUCUUAAAACCACCUCAUUUCACCCCCAAACUGACCCCUUUGCCCAAGCCCCCCUCGGGCCCGUGUUUCACCCCAAAUUGCCUCCUUCAACCCCCAGACCACCUGGUUUUCCCCAAAACUGCCUGUUUUUCCCCCCAACCUCCUCAUUGGGUCUCAGACCUGCCCCGGUCGAGCCUAAACCCCUCAGUUGCCUCAUGAAUGUUCUCAUUCGGCCCUGAAACCCAUUGUUCUACCGCAAAACGGCCCCAUUCUACCCCAAACCCGCCGCGGGCGUGCCAUUUGGGGUGUAAACAUGGGGUUUUCGUCCAUCUACCUCAUUUCAGCCCCCCUCCCCCCCCCCAAUCGUCUCCCCCCAGGCCAGUGAGGUUUUGGGUUUGCUCCGAGGCAUUUAGGCUCCGGGGGUGGCGGCUGGCAGGGGCCCCGCGUUUAUUUUUCUGGAUGGAUUGUUACAAAGGAGUAAAAACAACAAAAAAAGGAAAAAUAAUAAAAACCCACGUGGAGAA
Messenger RNA from Dromaius novaehollandiae (emu), 6685 nucleotides. It is a transcript of the gene WNK3, whose product is annotated as WNK lysine deficient protein kinase 3. Gene Ontology annotation, molecular function: ATP binding; protein serine/threonine kinase activity; potassium channel inhibitor activity. The record is from RefSeq and is a predicted model, not a curated record. The transcript has 25 exons. Bases 288 to 5801 code for a protein of 1837 amino acids. Gene Ontology annotation, cellular component: cytosol; cytoplasm. NCBI's taxonomy places the organism in Eukaryota, Metazoa, Chordata, Aves, Casuariiformes, Dromaiidae. Gene Ontology annotation, biological process: intracellular signal transduction; protein phosphorylation; positive regulation of potassium ion import across plasma membrane.